Molecule: messenger RNA, 8068 nt
Organism: Pectinophora gossypiella (pink bollworm)
Lineage: Eukaryota; Metazoa; Arthropoda; Insecta; Lepidoptera; Gelechiidae
Product: zinc transporter 2-like
Exons: 10
Coding region: 215-1513 (432 amino acids)
Biological process (GO): response to zinc ion; zinc ion transmembrane transport
Cellular component (GO): plasma membrane
Molecular function (GO): zinc ion transmembrane transporter activity
Source: RefSeq, a predicted model, not a curated record
GUCGAGAACGAACGCGUAUUUUAUUUACUCUCCGUUUAGUUUCAUUUUAAUAAUAUCUCGUAAAUAGAAAAACGUAAUUGUGAGAUAAGAAACGUGUGAAUGUGACUGUAGUAUAUUAUUAGAAGGAAUUAGAGGUACACGUUAUGUGGGACUAGAGCAGGGAAUAUGUGUUUAGUGAAGUGAGUGAUAUUUUUUGCGGAUAUUCGGCGCCAGAAUGUCUGACGAGCCUGAAGCCAGGAUGUGGGAUGAAGGGGCUUCUCGAUACGAAUCCCGAAGCCGCGGAGCCUACUUCGAGUCCGCUUUUGCAUCCUCAGAGCACCUGGACAGAGCCCCUUUGUUGUCUGAGGAUGCGUACACGGAGGUGUCAGUGGGGACAGGCGCGGGGGCGGAGCCCGAGAUGGCGGAGCAUUGCCACUGGAAGUGCCGCACGGAGCCCCCUAGCGCCGUGCCGCAGCUGUUGGCCGCGCUCGUGCUGUGCUCGCUCUUCAUGCUGUGCGAGCUGGUGGGCGGCUACGUGGCGGGCAGCCUGUCGGUGAUGUCGGACGCCGCGCACAUGCUGAGCGACUGCGGGGGCUUCGCCCUCGCGCUGCUCGCCUUCCACUGCGCCAAACGGCACCCCGACCACCACAUGUCCUACGGGUACAAACGGGCUGAGGUCCUGGGCGCGAUGGUGUCAGUCCUGCUGAUCUGGGUGUUGACCGGGAUAUUCGUGUACGUGGCUGCGGCCCGGCUGCACAGCGGCGAGUACAACGUGGAGCCGGACUACAUGAUGCUGGUCUCCGGCUGCGGGGUCAUCUUCAAUGUCAUCCUCGCGCUGGUGCUGCACGGCUGCGCCUCGGAUAUAGCGCACCACCACUCGCACGGCGGCGCCGCGUGCCGCGCGCACGCGCACGCCGCCCCGCCCCCCGCCCCGCGCCCGCGGUGGGCGUGGCGCGCGCACAAGCACGCACACACCAACGGCUCGCUCAACGGAGACUACACCAUGAAGGAGCUGACAAGCGACGUUGCUGUUAGUAACGCCCAGCCUAGGAACAUAAACCUGCGUGCGGCUCUCAUCCACGUUAUAGGAGACCUCAUACAGAGCUGCGGAGUGCUGCUAGCCUCCGUGAUCAUCAAGUUCUAUCCGUCCGCGCAGUUCAUCGACCCGGUGUGCACGUUCGUGUUCAGCGUGCUGGUGCUGCUGACGUCGGCGCGGGUGGUGAGAGACGCGCUCAACAUGCUCAUGCAGGCCGUGCCGCCCGGGUUCAGAUACCGGGAGCUAGUGUCGGCGCUGGCGGCCAUCCCGGGCGUCCGCCACGUCCACUCGGUCCACGUGUGGGCGCUCUCCACGCACCACGUCGAGAUGACUGCGCACGUCGUUGUGGACGAGCUGACGGAUACGGAGCAAGUGCUGCGUGCGUGCCAGCAGCUGGCUCGGCGCGACUUCUCGCUGUCGGCGGCCACCGUGCAGGUGGAGCGCGCGCCCCCCGUGGCCGCCUGCCGCGCCUGCCGCCAGCCGCCCGCCGCCACCUGACACCUGCGGACGCUCUCGCACUAGCCGCAGGAUAUCUCUGUGAGCUAAGCAGCGUGGCAGACGUUUGACGACGGUACAACGCGGUGGUAAGUGAAGUGAAAUGCGGGACUGAUUAUGAUGGCUAUGAUAAAUUAAUGUUGUUACGAUGUUGUGUGUUGUUUUAAUACUAUUACGCCAAUACCGUUACCAAGUUAAUAAGUGGCUUUGUAUUAUAUUUUUACUGUAUAUUUGUGAAAGCAUUCGAUACUGUCAAAUCAGAUUUGGUAAGCGGACCCUGUGGAAAACGGGAUGACGAGGGAGAUAGAUAUCUAUAUAAAAAAAUCAGGCUAGUAUUUUUCUGUAAGAUGUAAAAGUAAGUAAGUAUUAUGUGACCACAUGCAAUUUGGCCGAACGGUGAUUUAUUUAAAUUUCGAGCGUAGGUAGGUUGACAAAAAAAAAACUAAAGAGCAACGUAACGGUACUGGCGUAAUUACUACAAUUUUCAAAAACAGAAUGUCCUUAAGUAAUAAAAAAAAUUCUGACAUAAUUACAAUGAAUAAUAUAAUUACAUUAUUAAAAAAAUAUAUAUGAAGUUUUACACACUUAUUCGGCUCGGCAUUCCGCUAUUUUAAUUCGGCCCGGGUUUUCCCUAAGUUAAUUCAGCCCGGCUGCGGCUUUUCCCUAUGUUAAUUCGGCCCGGGGUUUCGCCGUGUUACUACGGUCUUGCCGAGAAUCCGUGGGGAAUCAGUGUGUAGUGCUCUUAAAUUAUUGUGAGUGUUGUUAUAUUUUGUUAUUAAGGAUGUUCUGAAACAAUUUUGUAUAUUAUAAUUAAUAAAAAAACACCAAAAAAUUAAACAAUUUUGUACUCAUUUUUCGUCGUUUUGUUGACCCACGAAAAAUGAGUCAAAAUUUGUAAUGUUAAAAUAAUACUUAUAAGUGUACAGUGGACGCCGAAGAGUUUUUUUUAAUUAAUUUAAAUUGUUUUUUUUUAAUAUGUGUUUAUGACGUAAUAUAUUUAAAGAGAUCGGUAUUUUAAUUUCAAAAAAGGAAUUUUCGAAUUAGUAUAUUAUUUAUUUAUUUUAAAUUCUGCAUAAUAAAAAAGCAUAAUAUUAUACAGAAGAUCUCAAAAUUACAAUUUACUAAGACUUUUUAUAGAACAGCAACAAAAUUGUAGGUAUUUUCAAUUACGCAGAUAAUUACAAUUAAAUAGUGCCAAUUUUUAAAAGACUAGGUAGUUUGCAGUUGUUUGAAGACUCGUUAAUAUAUAUAUAUUGGACAGAUUGAAUAUUAAAUUACAAUUAUAAUAUAAAAUAAUGUUUUGUAAAAUAAAUAUUUGCUACAAUAAGAUAUCCAAAAUAGUGAAUUGACAAAUUUUGAAAAGAAAGUAUGAUUAAUAUUGAUACCUGAUAUUAGGGUUGUCCGGUUUAUUGUACAGGGGGUUAGGGACACCGUACCGAAUACUGAAGGGGAUGAUUCAGUUCAUGAUUCUGAGUUAAUACCAAUUUUGAUUGUAAAAGUAUGAAAUUGAAAAUAAUUUUAAAAGACACAAUAAAAUAUAUUGAUAUCAAAUCAGUAUAAAGGUCUGAAUCAUCCCCCAAAGUUUUCGUAUUAUUCACCCUGUAUUACUUACGUGUUACUCACUCCUAUAAGGGUAGGCAGAGUCAACAAAAGCCAUCUCAUAAGAUAAUCUACAUCCUAAAAUUUUGCUCUAAAAACUUUAAAUUAACUUUUCAAGGAUUUGAACCCACCGCUCUCGAAGAAGAAUAUUUUUCUCAUUUAAUUUCUUUUCAAAAUUGGUCAAAUAAUAUUGGUAAUUGUGAAAUAAAAGUAACGUUAUAAUAACAGGGUGACCCAAACUGUUGUCUAGCGACUGCGAUUGACCAAAAAUGUUCACAGUAUUAAUUCGAUAAUAAAACUUAAAUUAUAUUUAAUGUUCUCGUUACUGACGUAAGUUGAACGUAAUUUUGCAGUAAUUGGGUAGUUUCCUAGGUCAAAGAUAAAUUAUGAAAUUCUAAUUAAGUACUAAAUAAAGACAGAUCUAAAGGUGACAAAAAACGUUUUCUUUUUAACUUAUUUGUGAAUUUUAAUAAAGAAAAAUGUAACAAUAAGUUCGACGUUUUGUCACGUUCUUCUAUGACGUCACAGGUUGCUUUUUCAUAUAAAUUUCUUAGUAAUUUCUCAGCAUUUAUGCAGCAUAUUUUUUUUUGAAAACGUCAGUAACUAAAACAGUCACAAAUUAUAAGUAAUAAUAUAUAAAAAUAAAUUAUUGACAGAAAUGUAUAUAGGUUUUUUUAUAUUUAAAAUGUAGUGUUGCUAUAACUUGGUAGAUGUUGUUUUGUACGUAGAUUUUAGUAGUAUUUAUUAAUGUUAUAAUAUGAAUUAUAAUCGACAAGUUUAGAGAAAAAUAGAUCCCAAAGCAAAGAGUUUGAAUGUUGAGUAUUGGUGAUGUUAUAUUGGUAAAUGAAAAUGUUAACACUUAAAAAGGUCACUAGUACUGUUCUCCGGCUUGCUUCUCAAACGGGGAGCGUCGGUUCGAAACCCGAUACCGGACUUGCACAAAAGAGUUGUUAAUUUAUCUAAGUGCAGUUUUCACUAACACAGUUGGUUCAACCAUUAUACACGGCGAUACAGCUCACCACCUAUGACGUGGGUCUAACAGCUCGGUGAGGUGUGGGUACUUAGUUCAUCUUUCGAUGGAUGUACCUUUGACUACCCUGAUUGGUUAGUUUGGUGGGUCAUUAGUUGUGAGCUUAUUACUUGAAAAUGGCCGGCUUUUUUCUCAAGAGAUAGAUAUAAAGCCAAAGGGAAAUAACCCUUCAUUUUUCUUCACCACAGUUGGGUUUUUUAAGGAGUGUUUAUCGACUUCAAUUCUAAUUUUUAUCGUUAAAAUAACAUGUAAAUUAUGAAGUUGAAGGGCAUUAUACAUCAGUUCGAUUCGAGCACAAUCAAAUGUCGAUUAAUCGGCGAAAUGAGGAGCUCGGUGGCGCAGCGGUUAACGCGCUCGGUCUGCGAUUGUUGAAGUUAAGCGACUUUCGCAAAGGCCGGUCAUAGGAUGGGUGACCACAGAAAAAAAAAGUUUUCAUUUCGAGCUCCUCCGUGCUUCGGAAGGCACGUUAAGUCGUUGGUCCCGGCUGCAUUAGCAGUCGUUAAUAACUACCAAUCCGCACUGGGCCCGCGUGGUGGUUUAAGGCCCGAUCUCCCUAUCCAUCCAUAGGGAAGGCCGGUGCCCUAGCAGUGGGGACGUUAAUGGGCUGGUGAUGAUGAUGAGUCGAUGAAAUGACGAUUAGUUGUUAACAGCCUUACGCUUCUCUGCAGUGGCGUCCCUAGCAAAAUAUUCAGGUGGUGCGAAAAUUCGAAAAACAUUUUUCGAUUAGUUCACGGCCGAAAUAUACCUAAUUAAAUCUUUUGAAAAUUACGUUUACGGACCCCCAUUAAAUGUAUGAGAUUUGUGUGGCCGCUAAGAGGUCUAAUUCACAGGGCAGGUGUGCCCAAUCCAGUUACUCCCCUGUAGAUCCGGGGCUGUCUGCCAGGGUGGUCCCGUCUUGGUUGAUUGAAGUAGUCGUUACAUGAGCCAUGUCAGCGGCCUUUGGCGGCUCAAUAGUAACCCUGACACCAGGGUUGAUGAGGUUGGUGCUCCACCUCACAACCCACACGAUAGAAGAUUUUUUCAACUUAUAUGAAGCCGUACCGACUCGAUCUUCUGUGUAAUGCCCUUUAACAUUCCUUCGAUAAAAGAUAAAAGUUGAUAAAAAAAAAGAUAAAAGAGAUAAAAGUUAAGGGUGGUAUUAAUAAACGAAUCUCAGCUGCGACUGCCCUCAAGAUCAUGCUCAAGUCUCUGUUUUUAUAUGAGAACUGUCACAUUGACAUGGUCUUGAGGGUAGUCUCGAAGCUGAGAUUGAUGAUGAGAUGAUGAUGAUGAGAUUGAUGAUGAUGAGGUGAUUAAUACCACCCUUUAGACUUAAAUCAAUAUGACAUCGUUAAACUAAUUCUAUAAGACAGUUUAGUAUGUUUUUGUACUUAUUAUUUAUGUUUUUUUUUUGUUAACAAUAAGACAUUUUGUGUAUAAUAGUCGUAAUUCAUGCUCAAAUAGCGAUUUAAUGUGAUAGAACUUGUAGUUAGGACUUGAAAAUUUUGCGCAUUCCUGUAGAAUAUUCAAUUGAUAAAUAGGUUUUUUAUAAAACUUCUAACAGGCAUCUUUACCUGGUUUGGUUUUCUAUAUAUUGAAAUAACGCCCGUAGCCUAAUUGGGGUGGUCAGAGCCACAAGCCAUCAAUGUGACCACGUGUAACGGUGCGUACAGAUUGGUGAAAAGUAACAUGAAAUGACACGUUUCGCCUUUCAAUGCAUGUUUGUUGCAACGUGAACGCAUCUUUAGGCUUUAUUACAUUACGCGAUUCAUCGAACCCUAAAAUCAUCCAUGUCACCAACAUCCUGUAUAAAUCUAACACGGCGAUACGGCUCACCACCUAUCGCGUUGGUCUAAAAGCUCGGUGAGGCGUGGGCACUCGUUCCUCUUGCGAUGUACGAUAAGGUGCCAAAGUCCAAUCAGUUUCUUGCAAAGUAAUAAAUAAGACCACCUGGUUACAUGUCAUUUCUGUAAUAGACCAAAACACCUACAAAAAUAUAAAUUUUAUAAUUAUGACAACUAAUAGUUCAUAAUUUCCCCACUGUUUGCAAAUAAUUCGCUGGGUUCAGUGACUGCAUUUUAGGUCUUUGAUUGUACCUCUGACUACUCCAAUUGCGCAUAUGGUCGUGAGCUUUCGUUAUAAAACUAUCCCCUAAUGCUCUUUCAUACGUUCAAGUGCAAAAGUGACUACACCAUUGCAUUUCUAUAAUCUAGUUAGGUAAGUGGUUGAUAUUUUUAUACCGUGGACAAGUUGCACUCCAUCUUGUCAAAAUGGCUUGUCACUAGCGUAAAUGACAUUUGGGUAAUGUAAUAAUUAUUUUAUUUGUCGCAUAUAAAAUGGUAUAAAUUGUAUAUUGUUCAAAAUUGACAGACUUGUUGUGAAAGUAAAAUGGCAGUGGAGUUUACAAUGGUGUUGAUUCCGGUACGGUCACGAGCAUUAAUAUGUAUACACUUUGGUACCAUGUCACAUUAACUUUUUUGACAAAUUGAACUGUAAGUCUCACUAAAUGUCAAAUAUGUUAGUGCGACAGAGUCCUAAAGUGGGUACAUUAUAUUGCUCAUGGCUGUACACACCGUCUGAUUUUAUUUUAAGUUGUACCUGUCAUUUUCUUAUCAGUCGAAAGGGAAUGGGAUGGGUGAAUGUCAAUUUUAAAAUGAAUAUGUGUCACUUAAAAUAAAAUUCAGAGUUGGAAAAAUUUAAAUCGAAAAUAAAAUCUGAUAUUCAAAUGGGACUUGAUCCUGCAGCUCUUGUCCAGCCGAGACAAGCGUGUUAAGCAUUACACCACCGGGGCCUCCUGUCUAUGCGAUUUUUUUCGAUCUAUAUAUCGUUAGGGUUCAUAAAUGUUAUCCUAGGUCUACCCUUUCCUCUCUUCCCUUCAAUUUUUCCUUCUAUAAUGUUUGUUAUAAAUGAAUCGUGUCGUAUCAGGUGGCCAAUCAUAUUUCCUCUCCGGUUCUCUAUAGUCUUCAAUAUGGUUCUCUUUUCUUCAACUCUUUCCAGCACAAAUAAAAGAGAAGGUGCAGGUCGUGUCGUAUCGGGAGGUUUUGGCGGGAAGAAGAGAGGAAUGGUGAUUACUCCACCGACAAGAGCGCAGCUCUUAAAUAAAGAGAGAUAUCGUUAGGGUAUAAUGGUUAACACACUUGUCCCGGCUUGACAAGAGCUGCGGGUUCAAGUCCCGUCCGAGUCAGAUUUUUUUUAGAUUAAAAUUUUCUCUUUGUGAGUUUCUUAUAAAAACAAAAAUCUAAUUAAGAGGUGUCUGCGGAAUCAGGGCCAUACACAGCCUAUAUAUCUCUCACUGCUGGGCAUAGGCGUCCCCUCACUCAGUUGACUGAGGGGAGCUGUUGGAUGGAGCUUACUCCACCACGUUGCUAUAUGUAUGUCUCUUUCGCACCAACGAUGAAAACUUAAUGCGGAAGAGAGACGUGAGAUAUGAGAGACUACAUAAUACUCUGACACUGUUAUUGUGCAAAUUGACUUAAGUAUUAAUCACUUUAAUAUUGCUAAAAAUAUGUCAGUUUUAGGCCUGCGGGAUUAAAAAGGCCACAUCGAAGCAAUUCAUCUAAAAAGCAAUAUUGCGAUUUCACAUUUGCGUAUACAAAAGUAAGUGCGCAACGCAAAGAAAUGUCAAAUAGGAAUAUUGCUUUUCAAGGUGAAUUGCUUCAAUGCAGCAUGUUAUAUCAGUAUUUCCAAAUUGUACAAUAAAAGUAAAUUAUAUAAUAAACUUUUUUUAGCAAUGUUAUAUGUGGUAUUGACAUUAAAUUGCCAAAUUGUGUAACCAAAAAAGUAUUUUUGUAAAUUGUUUGUGAAUACUAUAAUAAUAAUAUAUUGAAGGGACAAGUUAAUUGAACUUAAUUUGCAGUUGAAUGGUAGAGUUAACGCAUUCUCCGUCCCUGUUCAAGUAUAUUGGUCCUGUUGUAAGCAUUGUAAUGGAAUUAAAUGAAAUUAUUAAUGGA